Uloborus diversus is the source of this 6278-nucleotide messenger RNA. RefSeq names its product RNA-binding protein MEX3B-like. Lineage: Eukaryota; Metazoa; Arthropoda; Arachnida; Araneae; Uloboridae. The record is from RefSeq and is a predicted model, not a curated record. Gene Ontology annotation, molecular function: RNA binding.
CGAUUUGAGUACUAGACAAAGGAACAGAUCUUAGUAUUUUAUUUUUAUACCGCUUUUCUGUUUUAUACUUCUCCUGUGAUGCCCGCUAGUCUGUUCAGCGAUAUGGAGCGCAAUGGCAGGUCUCUAGAAGACCACAGAGUGCUAGAAUUAGCACUGGAAAUGACAAUGUUCGGUUUGAACAACGAAAAUGACACUUUAGGAAUUCCUACGAUGGUGAGCCAAGGAGCAAAAAAAAGCCAAAAUACGACGGAAUGUGUUCCCGUCCCAAGCUCCGAGCAUGUUGCUGAAAUCGUGGGAAGGCAAGGUUGCAAAAUCAAGGCCCUCCGAGCGAAGACAAAUACCUAUAUCAAGACCCCCGUUCGAGGAGAAGAGCCAGUGUUCGUAGUGACCGGACGGAAAGAGGACGUGAGUGCCGCGAAGCGCGAAAUUCUUUCUGCUGCCGAACAUUUCAGCCAAAUCAGAGCUCAAAGGAAAAAUAACCUGAACGGCACCCUCAUACCAGGCCCCAAUUCCAACAUUCCAGGCCAGACGACAAUCCAAGUCAGAGUUCCAUAUCGUGUUGUGGGACUGGUAGUGGGACCCAAAGGCGCAACAAUCAAGAGAAUACAGCAGCAAACGAACACAUACAUCGUCACGCCCAGCAGAGACAAAGAGCCCAUUUUCGAAGUGACGGGUCUGCCCGACAACGUGGAGAGCGCCCGCAAGGAGAUCGAAGCCCACAUCGCGAUGAGGACUGGCACUUCCGUCGACCAGGCGGACGACGACUUCAACUCGAAUCCCCUGGACUCGCUCACGAACAACCUCAACGCCAUAAACAGUUCCAUCUUCAAGACGGAGAACUUUAUCUGUCCGUUUCCCCGUGAUAGCAAUAACCUGCUGGACAUCCAGUCCGGCGACGGCGGCAUCUUCAAUUUCCCGACGGGCCGGAACAACGCGAAGCAGAACGACGUCUUCAACAACAUCUUCAACUUCGGCAACGGGUUCGGCCUGUACGACGUGGACGAGGGACUCGGGGACUCCCCGACGUUCGAGACCCCCGGGGCGCCGCACAGUGCCUCCUCGUGGCCGGACUUCGGGGCGUCUACGCUCACGGACAGCGGGAUCUCGCUGUUCGGGUCCGGGUCCGGCAGCGACCUGUCCCAACGCAGCAACAGCAUCAGCGGCGCCCUCACCGAUCUCAUGCUGUCGGAGCACCCCCCCGCGCGCCGGAUCCGCAGCGACCCCCUCACGGUCCCGGAAGUGGGGGACAUCCUGGGGAGCCUAGGCGGUCUGGGCAGCCUCGGGAACACCAUAUCUUCCUUCUCGCCCCUGGACGGCGCCGCCCCGGCCCCCGGAUUCCCCGCCGCUGCAACCAAAUGCACAAGCAGCUCGUCGAGCAGCCCCAUCGAAGCUCUGGCCCCCGGGAAGAAGCCCAAGCGCGACUGCAUCGUCUGCUUCGAGAGUGCCAUAGUGGCCGCCCUCGUGCCCUGCGGACACAACCUCUUCUGCUUGGAGUGCGCGAGCCGCAUCUGCGAGAAGACGGACUCCGAGUGCCCCAUCUGUCGGCAGCCCGCAUCCCAAGCCAUUCGCAUCUACUCCUAAAGACUGGCAGCUUAUCAGAUAUCAAUCCUGACCUCCCCGAAGGCCAGAGCCAAACAAUAAGCAUUCUCAUCUUUUUUUAAUUUGUUUAUAUCGCCACUUUGUGUGUGAGUGUGUGUCUCCAUGCCCAUAGUCACUAACUUGGUCUCCGACGCCCCAUCAUUUAUUCCAUAUAUAAAAAUAAAUAUAUAUUAUAUAUAUCUAUAUCCACUCUGAUGGACGAGUGGGAUUAAUUUAUCCGAGUAGACACGAGAGCUGCGUAUUUUGCUGCAUCACAAUCUUGAAAAUAAGACGGAGUAUUAAAAGUAAUUACUAUAAUAAAGAUUAUAUUCUUUGAUGUCUGAUUUGUAUUUAAAAACUAUAAAAUGAAGCUACGUAUUCGGGUGUAUAUUCCACAUAUUAAACUUUUUAAACUAUGUAGUUUUAACUGUCAUGUGAAUGUAAUAUUUGCACAUAAAAUAAUUUGGUUGCCAUUUGGAAAGUGAAUAUCUUAGAGACCCGGAACCAUGUUUCGGACAUAUUUUAUCUUUACGAAUUUUAUAGUCAGUUAUAUCACCCUCCUUGCUGCUGCAUAAGUAAGUCUUGUGAUUUGUGACAGUUAAACUUUCUGUGCAGCCAAGGAAUCGACAAACAUGCACAAAAAGAAAAAAAAACAAAGAGGUUAGUAAUUGCUAUUUUUAAUAUUGUUUAGUAUUCCUAUUUUAAUAUAUUUACGUGGUUUUUUGUAUAUGUAGACAAAAUGUUUUAAUUAUAGCAUUGUUUAUUUUAGGCCAACAGAGGCCGUUUAUAUAUUCUAAUAAGAACUUAUAUUUGUCUAUUUUUCUGCGUACGUUUUGAGUGCAACCUAUAAAAAAUGUUGAAGAAUUAUAUUUUGAUUGUAGUCUUCCAGACUUUUAUUUCAUAAUGUUGCGUUUUGCAUAUUUUCUUUUGUUAUGAGAAAAAAAAAUGCACUUAUUUUCUCUCAUUUGUUAUGUUAAAAAAGAGUAGCUUUACUUAAAAAAAAUAUUUAAAAAAAUAUAUAUGAAAAAAAAUUAUAUAUGAAAGUAACAGUACUUUGUGAUUAUUGUUAAACUGCUGUCUUGUAUCCUUAUGCGCAAUAAGUAUAUGUAGACGAAUUCCGGGGAUUUAUCCCCACGGGGCGAAAUCCCCUUACUUAUAUGCAAUUUCUAACUUACAAACUUGAAUCUGCAUGGCUUGAUGCAUCUGUGGAAGAUGAGAUAGUUUCUGCAAUGUGUGUGUUCUGUGGUAAAGAGUUUUUGCUAUUCGUAGCACGUUUGCUUGUGCAAGUUUAGAUCUGAUGGUAUGCCGAUGUUGUUAGUGGUCAGUCUAGUUACAAUUCAGUCAGAAAGGCACUCCAAGUUUGUAAAUGCUCACAAUUUUACAAUAUCAGUAUUGCUACUAUUUGUAAAACAGUGCUAAUAUAAUGUUGCCUUAAUCAGGGACAUGCUCUAUAUAUGCCAUUAGUUGUGUAGCCAAUGUAUGGUUUACUUACUUUUCCUUGUACAUUAGAAUUGAUGUAGGUUGAAUCUGAUUUUUUUAUGUGUUUUUAAUGUUAUAGCUAAAGGUGUGCGAGUGACAAAACAUCGGACGCAGUUCUCUGAGUUAUUUUAUUCGUUCUUUGAUGCGGAAUGAAUCAAAAAUUUUUUGUACAGAUUGGAGAUAUGAUGAGUUUCGUUUUUGGCAAUUGAAAAUUUAAAAAUUCCCUGUACGAAAAAAAACUAUGAAUGUUACUUUUUUCAGACUGAAAGGUACUUUGAUAAAGGACAGAGCAGCUAAAAUAGUGGCAUUUAUUUUUUAAAUGGAAAAAAAAAACGUAUCAACCAAUAUCUACAGAGCUAUAUAUUGUUAUUUUGUUAUUGUUUUUCUUAUGUUUAAAAAUUUUGGUUGAGUUCGUUUUUUUUCUUUUGUUUUAUGAACAUUAGAAGUACCUUUCUCUUUCGACGUUACCAAUCAUCUUAUUCUAGGCUUUUCCGUCGCCGUAAUUUUAUUUAAACUGCAUUUUUGCUUGAAAAAAAAUGACGCAGAGCUUAUGCCAUCUUAAAACGACGUCUCUUUAUAGACCAUUCAUUGUCUACGGAUGUACCUGAAUAAGACUAUGAUUCUAAGGGUCCAGGGGAGGGGGAACGUUUGAAUCGAGGGAAAAGAGAACCGACUAAAUAAGCGAGCUAACAAAUAGAUCCAAAAGUCUGAAUGUCACGUAACUGCGCCAGUAUUAGCCAAUUUAUGGAAGUCGCCAAUGAUCACGACUCUAUUAUUGUCAUAGAUUUUUUUAAAGCAGUUUGGGGGGGGGGGGCAUUUGAGUCGAGGGAAAAGGGCGACUUCAUAAUGAACAAAGACAAUAAUAGAUCCAUGAGGCUGAAUGUCAAGUGUUACUGCGCCAAGGUUCGCCAAUUGAUAGGAAUCGCCAAUGAAAAACAGCCAAGUCGUGAAGACGCGAUUACCAUUGGAUUAACCUCACUUAGUUGCCAUAUUUAAUUUAUUUAGUCGAGUAAGAUGAUGGCGAUUGUUCAAAAAAGUAAGAGUAUAAUGUUAUUUUAGAACUAAUCAUCGAAUUGUCAUAAGCAAUAAUAUUUUUACAAACUUUUAAAGGUAACAUUAAUAACAUUCAUAGUUUUUCACAAUCGGGAGUACUUAUAUAUUUGUUGUUGAUUCAAUAAUUCAAUACUAUUGAAUAUUUACAAUAUUUAAUUAAAAAAAUUAGAUGCCAAAUUGAGAUUAUUACAUUGGCUGUUGAUGAAUCUAUAGAGAAAUUUUAACAAAUGGCUUUGUAAAUACGAAUAGCUCAUAUAUUACAUUAUGUAUAAAUACAGUAUUUAAGUAUGUGCUGUGAUAAAAUGCUUGACAGACAUUAUUUUCUGUUCCUUAUUAUGAUGUUUAUAUGUUUGUUCUCAGAAAUUAUUAUUAUUAUUAUUACUCAAGUAUUUAUCAGGGUGAUUUUAUUUAAGUGCUUAAUUUCUUUGUGUUACGUUUUUAUUAAUUUUAUUUAAUACAUAAUUUUAAUAUAAAGUUAUCUCGUUUGUAUGAAAGGCAUUCUAUCGACGCAUUAAUAUAAAAUUUUAUAUUAAAAUACUGUGGUAAUAUGUAAAUUAUUGUGAAAUAUUUAAUGGGAACAAAUUUUUUGUAAAAUAGAUAAAUGUUAUUAAAUUAUUUAAUUUAAAGAAGUCAUUAAAGAUUAUAAAUUAUAUAUUGCGUAGUACCCUUAAGUUCAAAGGAGUUGUUCCAGAGUUUAUGGAUUUCUAGAGCUGGAAGUUAGACGAUGGUUGUGUAUAGCAAAUACGUGGUGGUGCUGCAAAUUUUUUAAUCUUUCAGAUAGUGUAUAACCUAGUGUUGUUCUUUUUUGGGAAACAAUUUUGCCACUCGCACAUCGACGUUUUAAAUGUGUUGCUGACUAUAUUACAAAGCCAUCUACAAAGUAAUUUUUAUCUGUAUGAAUGUUACUAUGUAUUCUGGAUGAUCUGAAGUUUUAUCCGCGGGGGUGUUUCCCAGUAUCUACCGUUGCCAAAAAGCGCUAUCAUUUCCAGAAAUCCACACUGAAUUUUUAGCCGAAUGAUUUUCUUUUACAAUUUAAUGAAGAAGGAAAAAAAAAAAAAAAAAAACACGAGCUUUAUAGAUAUUUUAAAGAAAAGCACCAACGUUUACUUUCCCGUGCUUGCACAAAUACCCCGUUCGUGCAGCUUGCCAAAUAUUUUUUCGAAGAUAUUUUUUUUAGAAAUCUAAUGAAAGUAAAUUUUAAAGCAUAUAUAUAUAUAUAUAUACGAGAAGCGCGUACACAGUAGCGGAAAAGGGAAACAUACCUCAAUUGCGCUUGCAUUUUUCAAACUGUGUUUUAAUUUAGCACAACUCUCUUAUCUGCUCAAAAGUGUGUUCAUAUGUACCUAAGAGAGUUGUAACUGUGUUUCUGUACUAUCUGGUUUGUAGUGUGUUCGCGGCAAAACAUCCACUGGUUUUUUCAUUACGUACCGAUGUUCCAUGCUCUAAAGUAAUUAAUUCCCUGCAUAUAUAUUUUAUUAUUCAAGUUUUUAAAUAUAUUGUGAACAAAUCUAUUUUGGAUUUUUCUGGAAUAAAAACCAGCUGCUGCACACGAGUUCGCUCUCGACAUGUGCGUGCGUGUGUGAUUUACGUACUUAAAUGUUACAUUUUGUUUUAUUUUCUACGUUUGCUUAAUAUUGAAGUUUUAUGUUCGGGGGCAUUUUUCCGCACUCGAGUCCGUCGCCAAAUGACGCGAUUUAUUUCCAAAUCAGCCGCUCAAAACAGAAAAGUUGGCGCAACAAAAUAUUUGGCGAUGGAGUGGCGAAUGCACGGAGAACGUCCCUUAUUUUUGACAUUUUCAAAGUGUUUCAAUAGUACUACAAGUUAAAUGAAAAGUUUAUAAUGUAAGAAGUGGUUUGGUUCACGUUAUUUAGUUAUUUGGGAUAUAUUUUAUAUAAAUAUAUAUAUAUAUUUUGCCAAAGAGUAUACAGUGUUUUGAGUAAAAUCCAAUAUCGACCAUUUAUAUAGUAAUGCCAGUUUUUAUGAAUUGUAUUUCAAUAUCUUAACUCUUUCAAUUAAAAAUACUAAAUAUUUUAAGAUGUCUUAAUUAGUAUUUUUGCACUUUAACUAGACAUACCACAUUUUAGCAAUAACAAGUCUAAUAACGGAAACAGCAUUGUUACAGAAUUAGUUUAUAAAAUAAAAUGUAUCAUUAAUAUCAAUAAAUACUU